AUGCAGGAAGUGUCCAUUGCGGUGGCGUACGAUGCUCAUGUAGUGGGACGUCCGUCUGAGGAGGACGCUCUGACCCGGAUCGUGGCCAGUUCCAGACCGCUGCGAGCCCUCAGGCCAGCGAUGCUGGGGUCCGACAACCAGCAGCUGUGGUACCAGCAGCUGUGGUACCAGCAGCUGUGGUACCAGCAGCUACACAACAUCUUCACGGCUGCAAACCACGAGGCCUUGGUCUCAGCACCGAAACCUGUGUUCAGGAUCCAGACUCAUACCCGAGGAUCCAGGCUCAGACCCGAGGAUCCAGGCUCAGACCCGAGGAUCCAGGCUCAGACCCGAGGAUCCAGGCUCAUGCCCGAGGAUCCAGGCUCAGACCCGAGGAUCCAGGCUCAUACCCGAGGAUCCAGGCUCAGACCCGAGGAUCCAGGCUCAUACCCGAGGAUCCAGGCUCAGACCCGAGGAUCCAGGCUCAGACCCGAGGAUCCAGGCUCAGACCCGAGGAUCCAGGCUCAUACCCGAGGAUCCAGGCUCAGACCCGAGGAUCCAGGCUCAUACCCGAGGAUCCAGGCUCAGACCCGAGGAUCCAGGCUCAGACCCGAGGAUCCAGGCUCAGACCCGAGGAUCCAGACUCAUACCCGAGGAUCCAGGCUCAGACCCGAGGAUCCAGGCUCAGACCCGAGGAUCCAGGCUCAGACCCGAGGAUCCAGACUCAUACCCGAGGAUCCAGACUCAUACCCGAGGAUCCAGGCUCAGACCCGAGGAUCCAGGCUCAGACCCGAGGAUCCAGGCUCAGACCUGAGGAUCCAGGCUCAUACCCGAGGAUCCAGGCUCAGACCCGAGGAUCCAGGCUCAGACCUGAGGAUCCAGGCUCAUACCCGAGGAUCCAGGCUCAGACCCAGACCUGAGGACCCAGGCUCUGGUUCCUAA
Knipowitschia caucasica is the source of this 921-nucleotide messenger RNA. Lineage: Eukaryota; Metazoa; Chordata; Actinopteri; Gobiiformes; Gobiidae. The record is from the annotation of a GenBank genome assembly.